Molecule: messenger RNA, 3381 nt
Organism: Ectocarpus sp. CCAP 1310/34
Lineage: Eukaryota; Phaeophyceae; Ectocarpales; Ectocarpaceae
Source: the annotation of a GenBank genome assembly
AUGGAUCGGACGGACAAGCUGAGAGUCGGGUCGUGGAACGUGUGCGGGUUCGCAAGGAGUGAGCGCAAGCGGUUGGAAAUAGUGGACCAAGUAGAACAAAGCGAGCUAGAUGUAGUGGGGAUCCAAGAGAGGUGGGAAUUGAAGAAUGGGGACGUGGUGAGCAAACUAGGGAAAUACCGGUGGGUAGGGAAGGCAAGAAAGGGCUUAGACCCGAAGAAAAGGGGGGAGGGGGGAGUCGGAUUCCUGGUUAAGGAACACUUGGUUGACGUGGUGGAAGUAGAGGUGAAAACGGAGUUCGAGGAAAGCCUAUGGCUUAAGAUACCUGGGGAGCGGGGUGAGAAAGACUUGUUUCUAGGGGACGUAUGCGUCCCACCGUCGUCGAAGAAAGUCGCAACCAAGGCGCAGGAGAACUUUCGACAAAGUGGGGAAGAUGUCCAGAGGUUCAGUAGGAAGGGAGAAGUUGUCAUGGUGGGCGAUUUCAACUCCAGAGUAGGGAAAGCUUCCAGUAGAGGACAGGCGAUCGGGCAGCACGGAGAAGACAAAGUGAAUGACAACGGAGUGAGGAUGCUUGAAUUCUUGGAAAGCAACCAACUGAUGGUGUUGAACGGUAGGAGGAAAUGCGAUAAGCCGGAAUUCCCCAGGCAACGGGCAGUUUGCAAUGAAUACUCAAUCAUCGACUACAUCCUGGUAGAUAGGGGGAGCACGCAGAUCCCAGAGCUGCACGUAAGUGCGAUAGAAAAAGGUUCGACCGACCACUUCCUCGUAUGGGCAAAUAUCGACCGAUCUAGAAAGAUGGAGGGUAAGAAACACACGAAAGUGUUCCGGUGGAAAGUAGAGCGUUUGGGAGACGAGGGGACACGGGAUGAAUUCCAGAAGGGACUGGCUGGUAGUGUAGAACCCUUCAGGAAACUGCUGAGAAGCGUCGAAGACGGACAGGUAGACGUACAAGCAUCAGGGGACAGGGGGAUUGAAGGGUGGGAGUCCAUCGUGAACGCAACGGCAGAGAGAGUAGUGGGAAGGAAGGUGGUACGAUGUGGGGUAUCGGUUAAGUGGUGGGAUGACGAGCUGGAAGAAGAAAUACGGGAACGUAGAGAAGUCUUCAAGCAGUACCUGAGUGAGGCGUCUGAGGAGAGUUGGGAAAAGUACAGGGCCAAGAGAAAACAGGUGAAGGGACUAGUGAGAAAGAAGAAAAAGUGUAUUUGGGACGAAGUAGUGCAGAAGGCCAACGGAGGUCUGGAGGGAAACGUCAAGCAGAUGUGGGAAGGGAUUAGUGGAAUGAAGGCCAACGGAGGCCUGGAGGGGAACGUCAAGCAGAUGUGGGAAGGGAUUAGUGGAAUGGACACUACAAGAGACUUGGAGUGCCCUCGGAGAAUGAAGCUUUUGACCAAGCGUUUANUGUGGGAAGGGAUUAGUGGAAUGGUAAAAAAGACCGCGCAAGGGGGGAAGACGGGGGUAGCAACUUUGCGAGAGUGUACGAAAAGCGCGGUCAUGCUAGAGGGAGAACUGUCAAAAUUCUUCGACAUUGAGCAGGGGGUCCCACAAGGUUGCACGCUGUCCCCAACAUUGUUCCAGGUGUUCAUCAACGAUCUGUUGGAAGUCGUAGAGGCAGUCCGGAAGGGAGUAAAAGUAGGGGACACGGAAACGUCGGUUUCAGGAAUGCUGUUUGCGGAUGAUUUUGUCGGUAUGUCGGACACCCCUGAGGGACUGCAACUGCAAAUUGACGCGGCGAAGAAGUUUACUGAUAAGUGGAGAUUGUCUGCCAACGUUCAGAAGAGUGCCGUCAUGGUAUGCAACGAGAACAAGGAGGAACCAGUAGAACAUAGAUGGAAGUGGGGGAUCGAGGAGAUUGCAGUAGUGGACCAGUACACAUACCUCGGAGUAGAGAUCGCUAACGACUGCUCGUGGAAUGCACACAUGUCCAAGGGGCUCGACAUCGACGAAGAUGAAACGCUGGAAACGGAGGGUCUACAGGGGUUCAAGGAGAAGAUAUCUGUUGCUUGUGCCGAGAGAGAAGAACAGAAUCUGAGGAAAGAAUCCAAGGAUAAGGAGGGUCUAGAAGUGUACGGAAUGUUGAAGGAAGGAAUAGGGUUCAAGGACUACCUACAUGGACCAAUGGAUGCAGGAACAAAGCUUAAGGUCAAAUUCAGGACCGGGGACAUAGGCCUUCGAGAACGUCGACGAAGACAUAGGACGGUAGACGAGGAAGACGACGAGUUCAAAUGUGAUUGCGGCUUCGAAUGCGAAGACCGUGUUCAUGUAGUCGCGGAAUGUCCGUUGUACAAGAAGGAGAGGGAAGUGUACGUGACUGAGCUGGGAAAAAUAGAUGGAACGUACAGGGAGAUGUUUGAGGCAUGGAAUAGAGAGGAAAGGACGGUAGCUGUAGUGGGGCGUAGGAGAAUGGGAGACAUGUUGGAGGGGAAACAAAAGAUCAGCGAAGCACAAGCUGGAUUUAGACCAGAUCAUAGUUGUGUAGACCAUGUAUAUACGUUGAGUAAAAUUAUCAUAGGUAGGAAAGACGCCGGGCGUACGACAUACUGUUUGUUCCUAGAUGUACAAAUAGCCUACGACACCGUUUGGCGCAAUGGAUCGUGGAAAAAGAUGUGGGACAUAGGGAUCCAGGGGAAAAUGUGGAGGGUGUUGAAAAAGUUGACAGAAUGCACAAGAAGUGCAGUGAUGUUGAAUGGGGAAAUCUCGAAGUACGUGGAUGUACUCCAAGGAGUCGCACAGGGCUGUACGAUGUCACCCACUAUUUUCAAGAUUUACACCAACGACUUGAUAAAGGCGGUUGAAGCAGAUACAGAUCUCCGAGAUAUCAGAGGGGNCCCCCCUUCCCCCCUCCCCCAACUCUUUGGCAAAAUGAUAAACAACAAUAGAAUGGGAGACAUGUUGGAGGGGAAACAAAAGAUCAGCGAAGCACAAGCUGGAUUUAGACCAGAUCAUAGUUGUGUAGACCAUGUAUAUACGUUGAGUAAAAUUAUCAUAGGUAGGAAAGACGCCGGGCGUACGACAUACUGUUUGUUCCUAGAUGUACAAAUAGCCUACGACACCGUUUGGCGCAAUGGAUCGUGGAAAAAGAUGUGGGACAUAGGGAUCCAGGGGAAAAUGUGGAGGGUGUUGAAAAAGUUGACAGAAUGCACAAGAAGUGCAGUGAUGUUGAAUGGGGAAAUCUCGAAGUACNUACGCGCCGACACCCCAAACACGAUAUCGUGGAGUCAGCUGACGUCAGUAGGGAAAGGUUCGGGAGGGCGGUUUUUGCCCGCGCGUGCCAAGGAGAUCCAGGUAGUGGUCUGUAACGAAGACAAGAAAAAUCCCGUAGAAUGCAAAUGGAAAUGCGGGGAGGAAGAACUACCGGUAGUUGACAGGUAUACGUACUGGGAGUAG